CUUACUUCCUCCUGGCUUUCAAGAUGGCGGCGGCAGGUCCUUCCCGGCGGCUCUUCGAGGUCUUCGUCGCCCGCGUGCCUUGGACGGCGGGGCCAAGUGAGUGGGGUGCGGGGUUAGCGGAGGGAAGGGGGUUUAGAGAGUCCCAAGGGGUGCUGUAAGUCGGCCCCUUUGGCGUCUUAAAAGGCGGCUAGCCGGGGUUAUAGCGUGGGUGCCUGGCGCUUCCCGCUCCCGAGGUUUUAAGCCCUUUUCUCCAUCCCUGCAUCAGAUGCUUGGGAGGCCCGAGACGUGAGUCGAACCCACCUUCUUUCUUGUGCUGAGGGCUUUGUACCCCGGCUAAAGGGCUACAGAGGAAGGGAUUUCGGCUGACGCCAUGCAAGCAGCACCUACAGAAACCGCCUUUCCUCUGCAAUAGUGCAGCGCUCUGAAUUCUUUUGCAGCGGUCCAUCUUCCAUGUGUACAGCCCUAAGAGGAUCUCCACUAUUCUCGCCCUAAUUUAAAAACCACGUCGUCGUCAUGCACAGAAACGCCCCAAGACAACCUGGUUUGAUAAAUAACUCUCUCUCUUUUGCAGAUGAAGUAAAACAAUAUUUUGCUCAGUUUGGCUCUGUGAGAAAAUGCUUGGUGCCAUUUGUGAGUAUCAUCGCCGUUAACUGAACCUAAACUCAACAAAAUAUUUCUUCUCCACCACGUUUUAGUUUUAUACAAUUGCAAUUUACAUAAAACAGUAAAAUUCAGGUCUGGCACAAAGCCACCUAACAAAUAUUAAUAUCCAGUUGGUAUCAUCACCUGCAUUUGGAUUUUAAAAUGCAUCUGAAAAUUAUAAAAGAAAAAUUCAAAUGAUUGAGACAAUGCAGUAUUCCCUGCUGGCACCUUUAGAACUGUAUUUGAACACACUUAGCAGAGGCCACCAAUGGUUCUUUUUCUUCCCAUGCAUUUUACAAACUUUAUUUUCAGAUGGACUUUCAGCUAGUUUCUGCCCUCUGUGAUAUCUGCAUCUAAGGGCUGCUUGUGCUCAGACGCUGAUAUCUCAGGGUUAAAGAAAAGCAUGCACUAUCCACUUAAUAUGAAGGGCAUACAGUUCCCACUUUACGAUAGAUUGCUUCCUAUCUUGUGCCGUUCAGUGCUUGUGUAUUUAAAUCAGGGAUACAGGGACGGACACACACACACAGCUUUUGCUGUGCUAACAUGACAGGACAUCAAAAAAUGAGCACUUUGCGUUUCAUGGGAAUGCAUUACUUUUGUACUGAAAUCUUAAUGAUUUCAGUGGAAGGGUUAAUUAUGCAACUAUGGCUAGAUCAUGUUCCAAGUUGAGUAUUUUGUGUUUGGAUACUGGCAAUCAAGUACAAAAUGUUACUUGUAGAGUAACUGCUUUCCUUUAAAUUUUAUAUUUACAGUGCAAUCACAUAUGUCUACUCACAAGUAAGUCCUCUUUUAAUGAGGAUUUACUCCCAGCUUAUAGGAUUUCAGCUAUAACUCCACUCAUUCCCAGUGGCCUAUCCAAAAUUAGUUUCCCCCAGAAAAUUCUCAACCCCCCAGUGAGGCGUUCACAAAGUAAAGGAAGGAUUGAACUCUGAUUAAUAAGAAUAGACACAGAGACUUGAACCAGCAAGACUCUGGGAAGGGUGCAUAUAAUAUUCUGUCUGUCUGCAGCCCCUGGCCCAGGUAGUUUUAUUUACAAAAGAGCUUUUUACAGAGUGUUCGUAAGAACCAAUCAGAUUUCCUCUGAGCAUUUCAACAAACCCUUGUGGGAACAAGUUAAACCACCAAAACUAAUUAACAGAACUACAAAGGAGUCCACACACAUGAUAAGGAGGAUGGCCAGGAGGACAGCAAUCAUUAUCACCUUCAUGUGAGAUCUGUUUCCUGGCCCUAAGAUUAACAUCCUAAGAUUACCAUAUCAGAAAGCUACAUCAAAGAAGCUUGCCCACUACCUUUAUGGCCCAAGAGCCUGCCUGGCGAAGCAACUGGGCUGUGUACGUGACUUUGGAAGCAAGAGAGAUGGAACAGGGAUGCAGAGGUGUGGAUUGAUCAAGAAUCCUAUCAAAAUAGUUUAAACCCAGUCAAUGCAAUGCUUUCAUUGCUGACACAGAUGGCUUACUCUAUAUUUGUUAUAAUUCCUCAUAGCAAUCCCACCUGAUCACCACCCCAGUAACUAUGGGCCGCCUUUGUGCAUGAUGCCUGGUGUUGAUGGAAGUUUGAAUUAAACAACAUGUGGAGGGUACCACAUUGGCUACUCCUGAGGCAACUAGUUAGCUUCCAGCAAAUUCAUUCUUGUCAUCCCACAUAAACCAGUGAAAUAAGUGGCUAGGAAACUUCCUAGUCUGCUGGGAAGAGAAUAUAAUUUGCCAGUUGUUUAACAUUUAUGAUUGGUAAUGGCUUUCUGCAUGACGCUGUUGUUCACCAGGUUUCUGUUGAAGGUGAAAAGGGCACAUGUAGUCCAUACUGAAGUAGCAUUUAAGCAGUAGUUGAUUAAGUACAUAGGAUCCAUCAAAUCUAAAUCAAUUCAACGUACUUGUUUUGGAUGAUUAGGAUAAAGAAACGGGAUUCCACAAAGGUUUUGGCUGGGUUGGAUUUUCUACAGAAGAAGGUCUUAAAAAUACUUUGCAGAAAGACACUCAUAUUCUAGAAGGAGCUAAGGUAAGAGGCUAUGGUACUGUGCAUACUGAAUUUCUUAUCCUAGAAGAGAAUUGCUAUUUUAUAUUUAAAGGUGAACAUGGAGAAUGGCCUGGUUAGCUUGUUUGUUGCACAUUUCAGACCUUUCACAAGUUCAGACCUAAUAAGUGACUUGAGACUUGCAUAAAUACAACAGAUUUAUAAGCAGGGGAGUGAAUAGUUUUCAGUCCAAGGGGCAUAAUCCCUUGUGGACAACCUUCUAGGCCUACACCCCAGUGGUGGAUGGGGUCCAGAAAGUGGGCAGAGCAAUGGAUGUGACUUACAGUAGGCUACCUAAGAGCCUUGCAAAACCAGAGGCUUUAUCCAUCCACCUGUCCAUAUAGAAAAGCAAGAGGCGGCACCACAGUUAAAGAACAUGUUCCAGAUUGGUAAAAGAGAAAGGUGUGGACUGAGGAGUCUUGAGAGCCAGCAUUUGGUGGCAUGUCUUUGUUUUACCCACUCCUGAUCUACAGGGUGUAAUAUAUCAUCAUGGUCUGAGCAAGGAGAGGGUAAGUUUGCGCUCUCCUAACACGGUCUCAUUGCUUGAUUGCGUGGAGGAGGAAGAGAAUUGUUUCCUACUGUGUUAUAGUAAUCCCCCCCCCCCUUUACAGGCAGCACUGAGUAGGGGGCAAUGCUAGUGUUAAGCUUCAACCCACCACUUUCCCAAGCCGAGCUGACCACAGAGAACAGGGCAAGGAGAAAACAACUGACACAGCUGAUUUGUACAUACAGUGGUACCUCUGGUUACGUACUUAAUUUGUUCCGGAGGUCCGUUCUUAACCUGAAACAGCUCUUAACCUGAAGCACCACUUUAGCUAAUGGGGUCUUCUGCUGCUGCUGCACUGCCACCACGACGCAAUUCCUGUUCUCAUCCUGAAGCAAAGUUCUUAACCUGAAGUACUAUUUCUGGGUUAGCAGAGUCUGUAACCCGAGGCGUAUGUAACCCGAGGUACCACUGUACUCUGUUGUGGUACUUGAGAGGCACCUUAGUUAGCAUUGUCAUCCACAAACAUUUAUUCACAACGGAUAGCUACAUUUUAUCUCUACCGCUUCCAGCUGCAGCAGAGGUGGUGGGCUGGAGUUGAAAUACUCAGGGGCAUGUUCUUAAGUGUGCUUCUUGGGUCUUUGCAGCUCAGGUGCAACGCAAGCCAGGCUGUAAAGAUAUGCUUUGCAAACCUAACUUUCAGCAGGGAUCAGUUGUACUAGGGAACUUCCGUAAAGAGCUCCUGAGUGCAACCAGUUCCAGUGGGUUUUGCAUUUGGUGCCAGUUAAAAGGAACCCAAUGCAAAGCGUGCUUGCCAAGGAACAUUUCAGAGACCUUGUACCACUUAUUCUUUUCUCAGCUAACCCUCCUCAUAGGAUUGUUACAAGGAUGAAGGAGAGGAAAAUUAUGCACCCCACUUUCAGGUCCUUACAGGAAAGAAGAGAAAUAAAUAAAAUGGCUCUCAUGUUCUAUCCUUCAUAGUUCAAUUCAUACCUGAAAUAAGUUCAGUCUAACAGUCUUUUCACAGACAUUUACUUCACAAAUGAAAAUGAGUCUUGAAAAUUUCGUGGAGUGUGAGGUUAUGGAAAUCUAUAAUGUUUAAAGUUCUAAAUGUGAAAUGGGGUAUAUUGAAUAAAGGAAAGUUGGUUGAUCAUUAGUCAGUGAUUUACAGUUGAAAGUUGGCAUAAUUAAAUGUUGAAAGCCAUUUAUGAAGCUGUAUCUGAAACACACAUUGUUGUAAUCCUAGGUAAUUUUAAUUAAUAAGCUGAUCUGGUAUUUCUUUCAGCCAAAAACGUAUUUCAUUAGGGGUUCAAAACAGGCCUUGAUUCAUAGAAAUUUACACAAAUGUUUUAUGAAGAGUGGUUUCAACUUAUGUGGAACAUCACCUAAAAAAUGAAUAUAUUAAGUAUAUCAACAUUGAUAUGGAUAUUAAGAUUGUUUCUUCUACUGCCUUACUAGCAAUUGUGUUUGUUCAAUCUUUCAGCUUGAUGUGAAACGUCAGAAAAGCAAAGGCCACUUUUCAAACAGAAGAACUGCUGACAUCAGUUAAAGGAAGGAGACUUUAUUUCACUGCUGUAUAAAGAAACUAAAAUAAACUUGGAUAUGUAUUCAUCUCAGUUAAAUGAAUCCAGCUGUUUCUCAUAAGCUUAAGAUGAAUGAACUAUACAAUCACAGCAGAGCAAAUGAACCACAAUACACUUUCUUCCCCCUCUCACAUACGUUACAGCAGAAGCAGGGCAAACUAUGUACAAGGGGGUAUUAUCAGAUGGAAUAAGCAGCUUUAACUAAGAACUCCAUAUACACCAGGCAGCUUAUUCUGACCUUAAGAGAACAGAGCUCCACCUGUGUAAAAACAAAGGGGCAGCACAAAGCUAGAGCCCCAAACACAAAACCUAUAAUUCAGUGGUCCAGUUUUUCCUUACUUCCUCUGUUCCUUGGGCAAAAGUGUCCCUUUAGCUGGGUGCCUAUAUCCACUAUACAGGAACUGUCAGGUGGUUUAGACAAUCCCCUGCAGUCUUGUUUAAAAUGCUUGAAACCAAUUCCUUACUCUUUCCUUCUCUUCUUGCCUUCAUGCUCAUGUUCUUUAGGACGGCUACUAUCAGAAGGCCUUUUUGAGCCCCCAUGCUGUUUGGCUUCCUCCAAGAAUUUGUCUAGACCGAAAGGAUCCUCCUCAAACUGAACUGGUCCUUCUCGACCUCUUUGCCUGCGG
Messenger RNA from Podarcis lilfordi (Lilford's wall lizard), 5345 nucleotides. Lineage: Eukaryota; Metazoa; Chordata; Lepidosauria; Squamata; Lacertidae. The record is from the annotation of a GenBank genome assembly.